Molecule: messenger RNA, 1140 nt
Organism: Amphibalanus amphitrite
Lineage: Eukaryota; Metazoa; Arthropoda; Thecostraca; Balanomorpha; Balanidae
Product: collagen alpha-1(I) chain-like
Exons: 3
Coding region: 1-1140 (379 amino acids)
Source: RefSeq, a predicted model, not a curated record
AUGACGUCACUGGUGGGCUGGCAGCUGGCACCCAAUGUCACUCGGUGGCAGGGCCCGGCGGCGGCCGGCGGCGGCCCGUCGUCCUCCAGGCCGUCCUCCCCGCCGUCCCCGGGCCGCUCCUCCUCGGGGGAGGAGGAGGAGGAGGAGGAGGACGGCCGGCCGACCGACUACCUCACGCCCGGCUGCUACGACCUCGACGGCGCCGGGCGGCCCGUCUGCGCCGGCGACCCCGCCGCGGCCGGCGGCGGGCCGGGCGCCGCCGCCGGCCUGUUCGGCGUGCCACUCUCGGUGAUGAUGGCUGAGGCGGCCAAAAAGAAGAAGAGGCAGCUAAACUCGGGCUGCCAGGGCGGACCAGCCGGCGGCCCCCGGUCGGCGGGGGCGGGGGCGGGGGCGGGGGCGGAGCCGGGUCGGAAGGACCGCUCCUGGCUGACGACCGCCGCCGCUCCGCCCGCCCCGGCGCAGGCACCGCGGGUACCACAGGUACCGGUACCGCGGGCCGGGCCACAGCCGGGCCUCGCUGAGACGCUGGACAGCCUGCGCAGACUGGCCGUCGGCGGCGACCAGCGGCCGGCCGCCGCGGGCCUCGGCAGCAGCCCUCGCAGCUCCGAGAGCACCCGCAGCUGCUCCGGCGGGUCGGAGCCGGCUGGCAGCAGUCCCCGCGGGCCAGACGGGGCCGGCAGCAGUCCCCGCGGGCCAGACGGGGCCGACAGCAGUCCCCGCGGGACAGACGGGGCCGACAGCAGUCCCCGCGGGACAGACGGGGCCGGCAGCAGUCCCCGCGGGCCAGGCGGGGCCGACAGCAGCCCCCGCGGGCCAGACGGGGCCGACAGCAGUCCCCGCGGGACAGACGGGGCCGACUCGGAGCUCAGCGGGACGCCGCGGGACGCGGACGGCCCGGCCGAGGACUGGAUGACCUCCUCAUUCGACGAGGACUGGUUCCUCAGCACCGAGCGGGAGGAGCGGGAGGAGGAGGAGGCGCGGAGGCGCGCGGAGGAGGAAGACCAGCGGAGGAGGCGCGGGGGAGGAGCGGAGGGAGAGGAGUCGCAGACUCGGCGAGAGGCGCGGCGACACGAGUCCGAGUCCGAGUCGGAGCUGAGUGGACAGACCAGCGCCCUCCGAGCCACACCGCAGAGCCAGUGA